Molecule: messenger RNA, 1954 nt
Organism: Helianthus annuus (common sunflower)
Lineage: Eukaryota; Viridiplantae; Streptophyta; Magnoliopsida; Asterales; Asteraceae
Product: calmodulin-binding protein 60 E
Exons: 7
Coding region: 191-1837 (548 amino acids)
Biological process (GO): regulation of salicylic acid biosynthetic process
Cellular component (GO): nucleus
Molecular function (GO): DNA-binding transcription factor activity; sequence-specific DNA binding; calmodulin binding
Source: RefSeq, a predicted model, not a curated record
ACACGCACACAUUAACACAUCAUUAUAAUAAUCUCCCUCAGAUCUAUUCGCCCAACACAAAAGAUUCCUCUUUCUGUUUCCUUUCAGAUCAUAUUACUCUCAGCUUCAAACUUCAAUUCACAAUUUGAACUGUUUAUUACCCUCCAACAGCUUGUUAAAGUUCCAAACUUUAGUAUUGUUUUUCAGAAAUAUGGAUGGUGGGUCAAGAGUGGAGAAAAGAGGGUAUGAUGAUGGUGAUGAAGAAGAAGAUGAUGGUAUGUCUCAAUCCAAGAAACCCAAAGUCCCAGGUUUAGCAAGUGUAAUUGUGGAAGCUCUCAAGGUUGAUAGCUUGCAAAGACUUUGCUCGUCUUUGGAGCCUCUUUUCCGCAGAAUUGUAAGCGAAGAAGUCGAGCGUGCGUUGACUAGAUAUGGGCAUGGUCAAAUUGCUGGAAGAUCUUCACCACCCCGAAUAGAAAACACAGAAGGAAAAGUUUUACAACUUCAAUUUAGAACACGAAUGCCACCUCAUCUUUUUACAGGUGGCAAAGUUGAGGGUGAGCAAGGAGCCGCUAUUCACGUGGUCUUAUUAGACGCAACCACAGGCAACGCAGUUCAAACUGGACCUGAAUCAUCAGCAAAACUGACUGUAGUGGUUCUAGAAGGUGACUUCAAUGAAGAAGCUGAUGAAAACUGGAGCGUUGACCAUUUCGAAAGUCAAGAAGUCAAAGCCCGUGAAGGGAAAAGACCUCUUUUAACAGGGGAGCUACAAGUAACCUUGAUUGACGGAGUUGGAACGCUUGGUGAUCUUACUUUUACUGAUAAUUCGAGCUGGAUUAGAAGCAGAAAGUUUAGGCUCGGUUUGAAGGUGGCUUCUGGAUAUUGCGUUGGAAUCAGAAUUCAAGAAGCUAAAACUGAGGCCUUUGCGGUUAAAGAUCAUAGAGGAGAAUUAUACAAGAAACAUUAUCCACCAGCAUUACAUGAUGAAGUUUGGAGAUUGGAUAGAAUAGCAAAAGACGGAGCAUUGCAUAAGAAACUAAUAAAAUCGCAAGUCAUAACUGUAGAGGAUUUCCUUCGUGUUCUUGUUAGAGAUCCGCAAAGACUCAGAAACAUUUUAGGAAGUGGGAUGUCCAAUAGGAUGUGGGAAAACACAGUAGAGCAUGCGAAGACUUGCGUUUUAGGCGGGAAGCUGUAUGUAUACUAUGCUGACUCAGCACACAACACCGGUGCUAUCUUUAACCACAUUUAUGAACUAACUGGUCUUAUUUCCGAUGGUCAAUUCGUCCCGUUGGAAUCACUUGACCACAAUCAAAAGAUUUCGGUGGAUUUGCUUGUGAAAAGAGCGUAUGAGAACUGGAAUAGAGUCAUUGAAUACGACGGUAAAGUCCUUAGUGCGUUAACCUUCCCCGCACCACCGGCUCACAACAUGAUCGAAUACCCGUUCAUAAGUCCUGAUCCAACGAUGGGUGUUCCAUCAAACACCGGCUACAAGCCCACCGGACCUUCUUUUGAUGUUCCGGGAGAUUGGUCGGACCCACAAGGACACGCGUUCGGAGACUCGUUCUCUAAGGAAGUUCGGUUGAGGAGUUCCGAGAUGUUGGAAACCGAUGACAUGCAGAAGCUGUUAAGAAGCUUUGGGGUUGGAGCCACCGGGCCUACUUUUGGUCUUUAUGACAAUGACGCAUACGGUUAUAAUAUCCCUCAUGAACCACAGGUGGCUCCGGUGUAUGCACAGGGUCACACACGUGGUUCAGGGAAGGCGGUUGUCGGUUGGCUCAAACUGAAGGCCGCGUUAAGAUGGGGCAUAUUUAUACGGAAGAAAGCCGCAGAAAGAAGAGCUCAGCUGGUUGAGCUUGAUUGACCAACUUCAUAUAUGUUGACUCAAGUGUGUACUUACUUAUUUGUGUACACUAAACUUGAUUUAUAGAUCUUUUUUGUUACCUAUAAUGAGAUGAUUUGAUCAGUUAUGUUUGCAUUA